CUCAUUACAGGGACCAUGUUGCCCCUGAGAUACAAGUAAAACUAGCGUGUGCUGCAGUGUGUGAGAGGACAGAAAUAACAGUGGGGGCUCAACAAAAGCAGCGGAUGUAGCAGGUUCUUAGGCAAGGCCCCCACUGAUGAGAGCCUCUGGCUGUGGGCCAGGCUCAGGUAGCCACAGAAAGCUCACAGCACAGCCCCCAGCUGAACCGCAAGCCUCUGCCCCACCGUACCCAGCUCAGAGCAAAGCAGAAACUCGAAGCAGACGCUGCUCCCCAAAAGCAGCACCCCAAAAUAUGCUGUGGCAGGCACCAUGGGCAAGGCUGUCUCCUUCUGGCCCUGCCAUCCUGCUGCUGGUGAUCUGUGGCAGCAUGAGCUCCCAGGACAUCUGCAGCUCCCCAGGGGAUCUCCAAGCUCCUGCUCUCCAAAUGAACUCAACUUCUGCUCAGCCAGGUACCACAGUUGUGCUCCAGUGUAUUCUCCAUGUGUUUUCACAUACAAGACGAAUCAUCUUCUGCAAGGAUGGGAAGGAGGUGUACAGCCAGGAAGCCCAGCAAGGGCAGCUGAGCUACUCCGUGGUCCUGAACAUCACGUCAAGGAGCGCAGGAAGAUAUACAUGUGGGUACCAGCAGAGGAAUGAGAUGAAACAGAGGAGGAGCUCUGCCCUCAGUGCUGGCCGCAUCCUGAAUGUCCCUGGUGCAGGUGCUGGCGUGACCACCCAGGACAUCGGCAGCUCCUCAGGCAAUGUGGUGAGUUCCCCGGCAAGUCCACCACCCCCAGGCAGCAGCCCGUCACACAAGGCCCAGCUCCCUUCCAGAGGUGAGACAUUGCUCAUCAGCCCUUCCCAGCACAGCCGUCCUCCAAGGCUUGCCUUGGCCACACUGUGUUCCUCCUCUCUCCCAGGGUCAGCCAUGCCCCUGGAGGUCUGGAUCCUGCGCUCUGCCCUCAGCCUGCUCCUGCUGCUGUCUGCCCCUAUAAUCACCCUCCUCCUGGAGAGAUGCAGCCACAGUGCCAGUGAGGCCAGGCAGCCUGGAGACAUCCCUGUCCCCAUGGAGCUCUGAUGUCCUCUUGGGCUCCAUGCUAUCCAGAGCCUGCUCCACAAGACCAGAGUGUGACCCCCACACGUUUGCCAGACACCCACUGCCAUUGGUCUCAAUGCAGCUGAGGCAGCAUGCCCAAGGGAUGUGCUGCCACUGCUCUGCUUGCCUUGGUUCAGACCCUGCUCUCUGCUACUACUUUUGCCCAUUACUUUAAACGGAGAUGGGAGAACUUUUCACCAAUCAUAACUAAGAUAUGCUUGACUAGAGUCACUCAAACUCCACCUAAAAGAUAGAAAAUAAUAUAAAUUGGCCUAAGAGAGAGGGGAUGUUG
Anas platyrhynchos (mallard) is the source of this 1367-nucleotide messenger RNA. Lineage: Eukaryota; Metazoa; Chordata; Aves; Anseriformes; Anatidae. The record is from RefSeq and is a predicted model, not a curated record.